Messenger RNA from Raphanus sativus (radish), 912 nucleotides. RefSeq lists its product as uncharacterized. The coding region runs from base 1 to 912 and encodes 303 amino acids. NCBI's taxonomy places the organism in Eukaryota, Viridiplantae, Streptophyta, Magnoliopsida, Brassicales, Brassicaceae. The transcript has a single exon. The record is from RefSeq and is a predicted model, not a curated record.
AUGUCUGGUUUAAUCUUCACCAUACCUAGGAAAUGGCAAAAGGAAGGCAGAGUAAGGGGGGUUGCGCUUUCACAAGAAAGGUUCCAGUUCAUCUUCCAAAAUGAGCAUGACUUUCUCGAUGUUCUUGAGAAAGGAGUUCAGACUUACAACGAAUGGGCUAUGGUGCUGGAGCGCUGGGUUGAGAACCCACCGGAGGACUAUCUACAGUAUAUACCGCUGUGGGUAAGGAUUAGAAAGAUUCCGGUUAACUAUUACACACAGUCGGCUCUGAUGACGCUUGGAGAAAUGAUUGGAGAGGUCAAAGUGCUGGCUUUUGAUCCGACUAAGCCAGUCACUCAAGAUUUCAUCAGAGUCCAGGUUCGUUUCAAUGUUGCGAAGCCUCUAAAAAUGGUAAGGGUGCUGGAUAUGAAGCAAGGCAGAACCCACACGAUCCAUUUUGAUUAUGAGAAACUACAAAAGCGGUGCUUCUUCUGCAAGAGAUUGAAUCAUGAACAGAGCGUUUGUCCUAUCUUGGUUCGGAAGAGACAAACAGAGGCUCAAACUAGAAGGGAUAACAUAAUGGCUGACUUAGCCAGAGAGUACAGAAUGCUAGCGCAUAAUGACCCUCUGUUUGGAGUGCUGGAAGAAGAUCAAGUGGGAACGGACCCUCUGACGGGUAGACCAAAGAUUGCUAAGGAGGUGCUAGAAGAAAUGCGGUGGUUUCUCGUGUCGGACACUAGUGAAGAUAUAACGAUCAAGAUUGAUAAAGUGAAGAUGACAGUCAAAAAAGCAGAGAGCAAUCUAAUUUCGCAGAAGACUAUCCUAAGAUUAGAGUCUGUUGCAAUAAUCACUCAUGUGCUUGAUAAAGGGAAAUGUCCAGUUUUCUACUAUGGAAACAAGGAGGUGGAUCGAGCUAGCUGGGAUCUUCGAUGA